AUGGUCAGCGGCUUCUUCCACGAAUACAUGGUCUCGCAGCCAAUGCAAGACAACCUUGUCUACGUGAUUGAUGGUGGUCAAAGCUUAACAAGCCAACGGAGAGAACGGCACCUCUCCGUACAGCACGACAAGCUCACGCAACUUCAUAUGGGGAUGAUUGAUUUCUCCCUUCUACGGUCUUUGACCGUGUUUGUGGAAUGGGACUCACGCCUUGUCCCUUGCAAGAUGGUGCUACUUCAGGUGCUUGAUCUGGAGGAUGCCGUGGAGUUAACGGACGACGAGCUCUCUUCGAUUAAGUGGAAGUGGCUACCUCGCCUCAAGUUCCUAUCCCUACGAGGAUGCCAACUCGUCUCGUGUCUGCCAAGCUCAUUGUUUGGACUGGAGCAUCUCGAGACUCUGGAUGUCAAAGGGACCAGCAUAGCCGAGCUCCCAAGGGGUAUCAACAAGCUACAGAAGCUUCAAUGUUUGCGUGUUGGCCGCGCCAUACCAUUGGAUGACGGCCAAGGCAUCAGCACGGAGCGCUCUUAUAAUUAUGGUGUUGUGGUGCCUCUCGGGAUAGUAGGAAAACUAAAAGACUUGCACACUAUUGGAGUUGUCAAUGUGGGUGCUGCCGGUGGAAAGGCUGUCCUGAAGAACCUUCGAGACUACACCGGGCUACGCAAGCUUGGAGUCUCCGGCAUCAACCCGGGAAACAUGAGGUGGUUGUCCUUACCGGAUGGAAAGUUAAGCUCCUUGUCAGUGCGAUUCGAGGGAGAUAUCGAAGAUUAUUCUGGUCUGCUGCAUGAUGUUCGUUAUAACGACCAUCUAAGCAGCCUGAAGCUUUACGGCCCUAUGCGCAAGUUCCCGGCUGAAUGUAUCAAGAAGUUUGAAAAUCUGAGAAAAUUGACCCUAGAGAUGUGCAUGCUAGCGGCAAAAGACAUGAAGGUGAUCAGACAUCUACAUGAACUAUCUGUCCUGCGCCUUUUCUUCAAUCAAUUUCAGGGUGACAAGCUCAAUUUCAAGCUGAUGAGUCCUCUGAAGGUCCUGGAGGUUGCAUGCAAGUCACGCUUGCACGUGACGUUCAAAAAAGGGUGGAUGGACGAACUUGAGGUGCUCAAGGUUGACUGCUCUAGUGGGACACAAAUCUCUGAUUUGGAAAAUCUCUCAAGUAUCAACCAAGUCUGCCUCAGGGGUUCCUUUGAUGAGAUACUGGAGGAAGAGGUGAGGCGCCAGAUUGGUAAUCUCCCGGGGGCUCCUGCUUUGACAGUGGAAUGGACACCGAUCGAGUAG
This is a messenger RNA of Triticum turgidum subsp. durum (durum wheat), 1269 nucleotides long. The record is from the annotation of a GenBank genome assembly. Lineage: Eukaryota; Viridiplantae; Streptophyta; Magnoliopsida; Poales; Poaceae.